This is a messenger RNA of Oppia nitens, 5230 nucleotides long. RefSeq names its product E3 ubiquitin-protein ligase listerin-like (gene Ltn1). Gene Ontology annotation, biological process: ribosome-associated ubiquitin-dependent protein catabolic process; rescue of stalled cytosolic ribosome. NCBI's taxonomy places the organism in Eukaryota, Metazoa, Arthropoda, Arachnida, Sarcoptiformes, Oppiidae. Gene Ontology annotation, cellular component: cytosol; RQC complex. The record is from RefSeq and is a predicted model, not a curated record. The transcript is spliced from 21 exons. The coding region runs from base 100 to 5172 and encodes 1690 amino acids. Gene Ontology annotation, molecular function: ubiquitin protein ligase activity; zinc ion binding; ribosomal large subunit binding.
UAUUAUUUUUAUUUUCAUUAAAAAAACAAGUGUUUUAUUAUUUCAAUACAUACAUAGAAAAUACCCGAUAGUUUAAGGUCAGUGACCAUCGCUAAAGGUAUGGGUAAAGGACAACAACAACAGCGAACUAAAGGCAAUACUAAGCCGUCAAGCAGCGACCGUACCGCUCGGCUAUUGGCCACUACAGGAGUUGGCGCCGUCAAUACGUUUGUCGGCUUUUCGGCACUGUCGUCGGGAACUACCGCAGCAGCGACUACACCACCAACAACAACAUCGACAACAGGUGAUGACAGGACAGCCGCCGCCACCGCUGUUGCCGUCAUCGCCGCCAACGACGAUCUGACAAUUGAUGCCGAGGUUCGGGUCAUAUUCAAGAAGAUGUCCAAAAAAGAUUGCGUGACCAAAGUUAAGGCACUACAAGAGUUUCAACAACACAUCAAAGACAAGACCGAAUCAGAUGUUAAGCCAUUGUUGGGUCAAUGGCCACGUAUUUACGGCAAACUGGCCAUAGACAACGACUGGCGGGUCAGAGAGGCUACCCAUAAAUCGCACGAACUGUUAGUGUCGAAAGUUGGCCGCAAUAUAGCGCCGUAUUURCGCCAAUUGAUGCCCAUCUGGUUGACCACACAGUACGACAACUAUAGUCCGGCGGCUACCGCUUCCAUCAGUGCUUUCGAUACGGCAUUUCCAUCGACAAAAAAGUCGGAUGUCUUAACGUUUACCAAAGACUCCAUUAUUAGUUAUAUUAAAGACAUGUUAUUAAAUCAGACACUCGACAGUGUCAGCGAAYUAUCUGCCACUCCCGAUGAAAAUAAAUCAAAAUACCAGCGAUUAAUGUCCAAUAGUCUACAAGGUUUGACGGCACUGUUGGCCACACUGUCGACCGAUAUUCUGGCCGACGAACAGUUCCGAUCGGAYAUCAAAGAUAUUGUCGGCAAUAAUAAGUUCUGGAAAUUUGCUAAAUAUCCCGAUUCGUUGAUUAGGAGCUCAUGGUUUAGAUUGAUGGCAUCGGUAGCCCAAUAUAUGCCKMAMCUAUACCAAGAGUUUGCCAAUAAAAUAUGUGGCCUAACACUCGGCGGACUAGACGAACGGGACAUAUUGGUGGCACCGGCCGUCUGGGAAUGUGCCUUAUUGUCUGUGAUAACUAUUGACAAAUGUUGGGAAAAUGUUAACUUUAAAAAAGCAUUUUACCCGCAAUUUCGRGCCGUAAUUCGCGAGGCUGGCCGCGGAAAUGCCGGCAUUUUGUUUCCCAAUCUGUUACCGCUGUUGAGUCGCGUACCGUAYGAAUCUGUCGACCGGUUUAUUACAUUUCACGAAGAAUUUUAUGUAUUCAUGAGAGAAGGUAUCAAUAAGACUGUCCAAAAUAAGUGUCAGCACGAGUGCAAUGCUAUAGUUAAAGCCUAUAUGGAGUGUAUGCGCUAUACAUUGUCCAACAAUUUCAUUAGCGAUWGUCAACAGAGACACCAAUUUCAGACAACACUAGUCAAGGAACAGUUAUUAGUACUURUCGGCGACGCCAUUGUUACCGAUGAUCUACUGGCCAAGACAUGCCUGUUCUCGGAUUUAGGCUCUCUCUGGAUGUAUUUGACUAAACAAGACAACAACAGUUAUCAACAUUUAGUUUCGCUGAUUGGCAACGAUUUGACAGCGAUAUGUGUGAAACAAAUUGUUGAUUACAAUUACAAGACAUUACCAAGAAUUUCCCGAUUACUGGUCAAUCUAUUCUGUGAUAUCAAUGCCAACAAAAGUGAUCGAAAGUUACGSUUUCGUCGCGACAGCGAUAAAGACGACAUCAGUUUAGUCGAGAAGAGCGUCAAAAAUAUUCAGUUAAGACRUUUGAUUAGUGUUGACGAAGCAGUAGAUUUGCUCACUCAAGUGAUCAUUCAGCUGAUCCAUGUCUACAAAAGUGAUUAUCAUAAAUAUGAAUGUCUAGAAUURCURAUGGAUUUAAUGAGAUUUCAAACCGCCGACACAUUYGCUAAUUUGUUGACCAAAUCWACCGAAGUGGAAAGUUAUGCUAACUUUUGGACUCUAUAUCUCAACGAAUGGUUCAAAAUUCAAAGUCUUAAUUUACCGUCGAGUGAUAAGUCCAGACAAUUGCGAACAUUAAUUGAUAUAACAUUGAUAUUCUUGUCGCUGAUCGACGAUAAUGGGUUGAARUUUCAAAUACUCGAUCAAAUCUGUUCKCUAACUGAUCCACAUAUCACCGAAACAUUGUUUUCUGUGAUUAUCAAAACCAACGAUAAAGUGUUGUCYCAAUGGUUGAAGAGUGAGUCGGCCGGAAAGUCAUUGGUUGACCAGACAUUACUGCUGAUUGCCGCCAGCAUUGAUACUACCAGUUCCGCCCAAUUACAGCGCGAUCAAGACAUACUCUGGCAGCUGAUCCGACACUGUCUAACCGGUAAUUCGUUUGAUCGCAAAUAUAUUGAAGAAGUUAUCGACAAAUUUCGUUGUCCUAUUCUUAUGAGCGCCUGGAAGACGGGUGUGGCCAACAUUGUCCGAUCCAACGGUGCCUAUCUUAGCGACGGCGGACUGAUUACAACAUUGGCUCUUCAGAUUAGAUCCCGAUUGCAGGCAAAGAUUACCACUUUAGAGAAUGAAUGGCAAUCAUUAGCUGAUUUGCGAUACGAUCGCUCAGUCGUUCAUUACUAUUGGCUGACCAGCGAUAAGCUAAUCGAUACGGAAAAUUGUCAAAUGAUUACCGAUGGCAACAACACCAGCAGCUCAUUGGACACCAUUGGCUGUCCAUUUGUCUAYUCGUCGGUAACCACAUUGUUGUUUCUGGARAAUCUUCUUAARCAAAAUCAAUCGCCGCUUCAAUUGAAYARUGAUUUGAUUGAUSUAAUCGUUGCCCAAAUGAAACAUUUGUUUACAGCCGGUGCUUACGUAUCGACAAAAUCCAAGUUUAAUACGAAAAAGUCGAGUUGUUUUGCCAAAGUUGACCGUAUUUUUCGCGAAAGUUUACAGAAUAUUCUUAAUAUUACCAUUGCUUACGAAUUGAAUGUUAAAUUGGGACAAAUAAUGCUGAAUAAAUUACUUGAUAGUUAUGAUGCAUUAAAGGCACUGACAUUUAGCCAUUAUGUUGACAACUAUGUUGACAACAAUAGUAAACAUUUUGAAUAUAAUGUUGACAUCGGAGGAAAUUAUAAAUUUACCGAAGCUAUUGUCUAUCAAAUUUAUUURCCACUAAUACCGCAAAACGAUUUGAUUGAACUGAUGAAGACAUCGCUAAAUAAUUUCAUCAAUUGCCAAGAGUUUGUCAAUUUGGACGACGGUAUCUCGAAAUUGGUUGUCAUUGAAUCCUGUUUGAAGAACUUGACGAUAACAGUAGACAUGACCGAUGUGGAGGAAAGUGGUAAACAGGUUGCCAUUGCCUCAGCCGUCGCCGCCRCMACCGAAACAGUCGUAACGCUUAUGGAUAUGUUAUGUAGUCUUAAAAUGUCAAACUCGGAUAGAUUUUACUAUAAAAAUGAYAUUGAACCCRAUAGUGAAUUACAAUUUUAUAGUGUAAUCAUCGAUAUGUUUGCUGUUAUAAUUAGCCGCUACUCGGAUAGCCUAAAACAAACUCAUUGGGAUUUGAUCCUAUGUUCAACUACAUCAUGGCUAAUGAAUUUAGUUCAACAAAAAACGAAACUUAACGGWAGUUUAGCUGUAAAUUUAUUUGCAACAAAACUGUUGCGUUUGAUUCAAACAAUUAGUACGAUAUUUGAUGACCAGAUCCCGAUCGCAUCGACCGAUAAAUAUCCGCAAAACCUAUCGGAAGAGUGGCACGAAUUUCAUUCGCCAAAUAUUUUUCAUAUUUUAAUACCGUUUUAUAUCGAUUUUAUUGACAAUGAGCUUAACAUCUAUGAAGAAGUUUUGGUCAAYCAAUUGGCCAAAACAGUUAUAUUAGUCAACGAUACGGUUAUUGUCGACAUAUUGCCAAUCAAUGACAACAACAGAGAAGCUCUACCCGUGAAGACACUACUGAAGACAUACGAUUAUCUAUGUCUGUCACCGGAAAAGGAGAACCGAUUCAAUCUGUUUUGUCCACUUGUUGUCAAUAAGAGCCACUCGAUUGCAUUAUCUUUUCAUCGAUUGAUAUUAAAAAUUAUCCCAUUCAUGUUACGCGAUUACAUACCGAUACCAUCGAACCGGGAGGAAGAGGAGACUUAUCUAUCACCGCCAAAGACCAUGUUAUCAUUGCUUCAACAAACCGAUASUAUUGUCGAUACAAUGCUAUCCGACUAUCGUAUCGGCGACUGUAUCUGUACUGUCGAAUCGGAUACCGAUUCAUUCACCUAUACGUUGGCCUAYCUAUUGAUUUGGACAGAAAUAUUGGAAGUAUUCAACAAUCUAUGCGACGAAAGUCGACCACAAUUUACCGCAUUUUUAGGUCAAUUUGCAUACCUAUCGCGAYUACUUGAAAAUCUAUUUCGUUUGAUGCCCUUAUCAAUGGCACCGACCGAUAUCGAUGGCCGUACACUGGACGCUAACUGUUUGGCCAAUAUGUCGCCCCGAAUAUGGACACAGAAACUGAUUGACGAACCACGACUGGACUCGACACACAUUCAAUGUUUGUCAUCAUAUCUAUACUAUCUAUUGUUGCGCCGAUUGCCGGCAUCAGUGAGRCAAUGGUGGAACAAUUGUGAUCGAAAGACAUCGGAAGUAGUSAACAAAUAUACAUCAAACUAUUUCAGUGGUCAACUAUCGGCYCAGGAGUUGGAUGCCGUCCAAAAGGCUGAUAUUUCACAGUUCAAAAAUAUGACAAUCAAAGCCCGGCCAAUGGCCCGUGAAGUGGUAGCCAAUUAUACUAUCGAAGAGAUUACUAUCGAACUAUUGAUUCAAUUGCCACAAAAUCAUCCGUUAGGUCCAGUGGGUAUCGACAGCGGCAAACGUAUUGGCGUUACCGGUGCCCAGUGGCGCACCUGGUUGUUACAGUUGACCACAUUUUUGACACAUCAGAACGGCUCAAUACUGGAUGGACUGACACUCUGGAAGAAGAAUAUCGACAAACGUUUCGAAGGAGUGGACGAAUGUAUGAUAUGUUUCUAUGUAUUGCACGGCCAGACCUGUCAGUUGCCGCGACUUCAGUGCAAGUAUUGUAAAAAGCGUUUUCAUUCAGCUUGUUUGUAUAAAUGGUUCAGUACGUCCAACAAUAGUACCUGUCCAUUGUGUCGUAACCUAUUUUAAUAUAAACCCCCUCCCCCUGUAUUUGAUAAGUUUAUAUAUAUAUAUUUACCGAUAAUAU